Ogataea parapolymorpha DL-1 is the source of this 2055-nucleotide messenger RNA. RefSeq names its product NADPH--cytochrome P450 reductase. Lineage: Eukaryota; Fungi; Ascomycota; Pichiomycetes; Pichiales; Pichiaceae. The coding region runs from base 1 to 2055 and encodes 684 amino acids. Gene Ontology annotation, molecular function: NADPH-hemoprotein reductase activity; FMN binding; flavin adenine dinucleotide binding. The transcript has a single exon. The record is from RefSeq and is a predicted model, not a curated record. Gene Ontology annotation, cellular component: cytosol.
AUGGCUCUUGACACUUUAGACCUCGGAGUUCUGGCUGCCAUAGUCUUGGCUAUAGUUAUCUACUUCACCAAAGGAUCUCUCUGGGGAAAAUCAGACGGCGAAGACGUGUCUGUGCCACGCGGAUCUUCAAGGGAUUUGGUUGAAGUUCUCUCUGCUAACAACAAGAAGGCUUUGGUCUUAUUUGCCUCCCAGACCGGUACAGCAGAGGACUACAGCCACAAGUUUGCGAAAGAGUUCCAAUCUAGAUUUUCCAUCCCAACCAUGUGUGGCGAUCUCGCGGAUUACGACUAUGAAAACUUAAACGAGAUCUUUACGAGCGUUGACGGAUUUCAGCUUGUCAUUUUUUUCACCGCCACAUAUGGAGAAGGUGAGCCUCCUGACAAUGCUGUGGAGUUCUUCGACUAUUUGGAAAAUGAGUGCGACGACUUGUCCAACCUGAAGUUCUCGUGCUUCGGUCUUGGAAACUCGACUUACGAGUUCUACAAUGCAAUGGGAAAAAAAACUGUUUCUACUCUGACUGAAAAAGGUGCCACUCUUGUUGGUGAGCUGGGUCUUGGUGAUGAUGGAAGAGGAACUAUGGAUGAGGAUUAUAUGGCAUGGAAAGACGGCUUGUUUGACAUCUUGAAAGACCAGUUGAGUCUCGAGGAGCAUGAAUUGGUGUAUGAGCCUCAGAUUAAGAUCGAGGAGAGUGUUCUUACUAUUGACUCUCCAGAGGUCUCGUUGGGAGAACCAGAUGCUAAAUAUAUCAACCCAUCUCAAGAGGAAGCGCAAUCCCUGAAUGAAGGGCCAUUCGACCACACCCAUCCGUACUUGGCUCCGAUCACUGUCAGCAGGGAGCUAUUCAAUUCUGAUAGCAGACACUGUAUUCAUGCUGAGUUUGACAUCUCUGAUUCCAACCUGAAGUACACCACCGGUGACCACUUAGCGAUUUGGCCUUCGAAUUCCAAUGAACAUGUGUUCAAGUUUUUGGAUAUUCUUGGCCUUUCCGAGAAAAAAGACGUUGUCAUUGAUAUCAAGUCAUUGGAUCCAACUGUUCACCCUCACCUAAUUUCUCCAAGCACUUAUGAAGCUGUUGUGAGACACUAUUUGGAAAUCUCAGGUCCUGUUUCUCGUCAGUUUGUGGGCUCGGUCGCUCAAUUUGCUCCGACCGAGCAAGCUAAGGCACACGCAAGCAAACUCGGAAAGGACAAGGAGCUAUUCCACGAAGAAGUGACAGGCAGGUAUCUUAACAUUGCUGACCUUUUGCAUGUUUUGAGUGACGGAGUUAAGUGGACCUCAAUUCCGUUUGCAUUCAUUAUAGAGUCCGUUGCUCAUCUACAGCCAAGGUACUAUUCUAUUUCGUCUUCCUCCCUGAGUGAUAAGCAGUCUAUUCAUGUCACUGCAGUUGUUGAGCAGGAGAAGUAUCCAAACGUUGAUCAUAUAGUUACUGGCGUGGCUACUAACUUGCUUUUCAAUAUCCAGCUGGCUCAAAACAAAGUUUCUAACGUCAAACCUGUUGUGACUUACGAUCUUGCGGGCCCGAGACAAAAGUUUGCUCCAUUCAAGUUACCUGUGCAUGUGAGAAGAUCUACAUUCAAGCUCCCUUCCAAUCCCGCCACUCCGAUAAUCUGUAUUGGCCCGGGAACAGGUGUGGCUCCUUUCAGAGGUUUCAUUAGAGAGAGGGUUGCACAGACUGCUAAUGACAUUAGUGUUGGUAAAACACUGCUUUUCUUCGGCUGCAGGAACUCCAAUGAGGAUUUCCUUUACAAAGACGAGUUUGUUGAUUACUCGAAGAAAUUAGGCGAGAAAUUUGAGCUGGUGACUGCCUUCUCCAGAGAAACUGCAGAAAAAGUUUACGUUCAACACAAAAUGCUGGAAAGAGCCAAGGAAAUCAGCGACCUGCUCAACGACGGUGCAUUCUUCUAUGUUUGUGGUGAUGCUGCCAGAAUGGCAAGGGACGUCCAGAACGUACUAAUCAGGAUCAUGAUGUCUGAGCGCAAGGUAACUGAGUCGAUUGCCACAGACAUGGUGAAAAAUUUGAGGGUUCUAAAUAGAUAUCAGGAAGACGUGUGGUAA